Messenger RNA from Ambispora gerdemannii, 384 nucleotides. Lineage: Eukaryota; Fungi; Glomeromycota; Glomeromycetes; Archaeosporales; Ambisporaceae. The record is from the annotation of a GenBank genome assembly.
AUGGUCAUAGAUGCAUAUUUCACUGGGAAUCACGUUGCGAAACUUUCUUAUUUUCGGAACCUACGACGUGAAUGUAUUGAUAAUGGAACAUGGGCCUUUAUGAAGACCAUGCUCGCAAAAUCCUUGAUGAGGCCAUCAAGGAGGCAAUACAAUCUAGAAUUUGGAACCAGUUUAAUUUCCUUAUUAAAAACCCAAGAAUCAGAUCUCGCCCGGGUGUCCGGAAAUUUCGAACGUAAUAUUUGCCCAGCUAUGGCCACGGAAUGUAGGUACCUAAGACGUCCAGAAGUUCGUCCGUCUUUGCCUUGUCUUGUCCUUGAUGACCUAAUCUCUCGUAUGGCACAAGCUCCUGCUCGAAAACAUGACUUUAUGCGACGAAGUGCCUAG